UAUAUAAUAAAUACAUUAACAAAUUUACAAAUUUUAUGUUCAUUGUUGUAGUGUUAUUUUAUCGUGAUUCAUUGACGUUGGCUACCUUUGCAAUACUUCUGACAGCCUUAAUACGCAAAUUAAAAAGUAUGAAUACAGAGAUACCAAAUUGGAUUUUGUUCACUACAACAUUUGUUUUGAGCAACAAUGUUGGGCGCUUCCUGAUCUUCAACGACAAGUCCAAGAUAGCAAACAGAUACAAUAAUUGAAGGAAGCUCGGACGUUCCAAAAUCUGAAAUGAACAUGAAGGAAAGGGAGUUUCCUUCCUGGAAACAGGAAGCUUUGCUGCUAUUAUCGACUGGUUAUUUUUUUUGCGUGACUAUCACUUGUGUCAUUAUUUUGAUUGUUUUAGUACCCGUAGGAUAAUACCGAUACUGAUACGUAGUAACGAUGUUACAACCGCGUUAAUCUGUACAGACACAUCUAAUUAAAUCAGCAUAUUAUUUUUAAGUUAUUUAAUAUUUCGAAGAACAUUACGCAUCACUAAAAUAAUUAUGAACAUUUAAUUCCGUAAAGUAGACAAUACAAUGGUAAUAAAAUGGUUAUUCCUUUGUUACUUGUUAUCUCCUAAAAGUCUCCUCUUCCUUUCGAAUUCGCACUACUCACUCAACAAAUAUCGAUAUUUUUGAGGCGUUCAAUAUGUCAGUAGUUUUCGAUUUUAUGAGGCGUCUGAUUGUGUUACUGUAAUUCCAUGAGUGCGUGCGUGCGUUAAAUAGAACGCGUCAAAAAUAGCAUACCGAAUGUAAUCGAAAUUAUAAUUACAUCAUAGAAGAAAAGGAGGUAAGAGAAGAGAUUGGCGGAGAUGAUGUCCAAAUGUCGGAAUUCGGCAUAGUGGCCUUGCUUUCUAAUCCCCGAAUUCAUCGUUUUGUUUAUUCCGUUGUACGUGCAUGCGUGCAUGCGUCAAAAGCUACCUAUAUAAACACGUCCCGUGCCUUCUUCUGAACAGUCUGGCGCUAUAUCUGACAGUUUGUUUAUAUCUGUUAUUCAUCGUAACCUGAUUAAAACAGUCAAAGAUUAUUAUUGACUUAUUAUUAUACGACUAGUAUUGGACAGACCCGAAUUGAGCUAGCUUCGUUAUACCGCUGCUAUUUUUGUUAUAAUUUCAGUUCUGAAAUUAUUGGACACACAUUACGAGAUUGCAUACUGUACAGGAAAAAAUUUCCAUUGACAUUGUUUACAAUUAAAGCUUUUCUUACGUUCCGCUUUGAUUUCUUACAACCUUGGAUUAACAGCAAAUAAGUUGAAAAGAGAUAAUCAUGAACAUGAAAUCCAUUCUGUUUGCAAUUAUAUUUAUUACGAUAUUCUCAAGUGGAAAAUCGAAUUUCUGGCAGGACAUAUCAUUUCUUCAAGAUGAAUUUCUUAAACUUUUUUUCCCUAAGAAUCCUGGUUUAGAGAGAGUUCGAAGGAUUGAUCAAACCGAAAGAAUGAUAAUAAAUGCAAAAGUAUUGGAUUUUAUUGGCAUGGUAGAACAAUAUGAUUAUCCUGCUGAAGAGCAUAACGUUACCACAGAGGAUGGUUAUAAUUUGAAAAUACAUAGGAUACCUGGAAGUCCAUUACUGGAUAAAAAUGUAAAGAAGGAAAUUAUAUUCCUUCAACACGGCAUGUUGGCGUCAUCGGAAUGCUGGAUCAUGUAUGGUCCCGGAAAAGAUCUUGCAUUUCUAUUGGCUGACAGAGGAUAUGACGUAUGGUUUGGAAAUAUGAGAGGAUCUACUUACUGUAGAUCGCACGUGAAUAUGACGAUAUACGAUCGCAAAUUCUGGCAGUACAGUUUUCAUGAGGUUGGGACAAAAGAUCUGCCAACUAUGAUUGAUUAUAUCUUAAAAUAUACAAACCAAAAAGAUUUGUACUAUAUCGGCCACUCAAUGGGAACUACUUCAUUAUUCGCUCUUCUAUCAACAAAACCGGAAUACAACAUAAAAGUAAAAAUGGCUAUUUGUCUUUCUCCAGUUGUUUUUUGGAUAGAAUUGUCACCUGAAGUGUACGCAAUUGCUGAGGCUUGGCCGACAAUAAAGGAAAUUCUAGAAAAGCAUGAAAUAUACGAUAUUUUCCCACAAUCAUUGACGACCGUUACGUUAGCCAGGACAUUAUGUAAAAAUAAUGUAACUCAGAUUAUUUGCGCCACUAUAUUGUUCCUACUUGCCGGUGCGGAUCCAGCACAACUUAAUACUACAAGCCUGUCACUUUUGUUUUCUCAUUUUCCAGCUGGUACUUCUGUACAACAAUUUGAUCAUUAUUAUCAAAGUGUUCGUACAAAGGAUUUUCAAAAUUAUGAUUACGGAACAAAUGAAAAUUAUAAACGAUAUAAACAGGCAACGCCCCCAAAGUAUGAUCUUAAAAAGGUUACGGCUCCAAUCGUUUUACUUUUUGCAGAAAAGGAUACGAUUCUUAGAACAGAGAAUGUGAUUGAACUAAACAACCGCUUACCGAACGUUCGUCUAAUGGAAAAAGUUCCGUAUAAACACUUUAGUCACAUAGAUUUCAUAUGGGCAAUCAAUGCUAAAAGUCUUUUAUACGAUCGUAUAUUAGGACUAAUGCAAAUGUUUGACUAAGAAAAUUGUAUUAAUUUAAUAAAUCUAAUAAA
This is a messenger RNA of Solenopsis invicta (red fire ant), 2620 nucleotides long. Its product is annotated as lipase 3. The transcript has 9 exons. Gene Ontology annotation, biological process: lipid metabolic process. NCBI's taxonomy places the organism in Eukaryota, Metazoa, Arthropoda, Insecta, Hymenoptera, Formicidae. Bases 1296 to 2588 code for a protein of 430 amino acids. Gene Ontology annotation, molecular function: hydrolase activity, acting on ester bonds. The record is from RefSeq and is a predicted model, not a curated record.